Messenger RNA from Dufourea novaeangliae, 2592 nucleotides. RefSeq lists its product as uncharacterized. The transcript is spliced from 11 exons. Bases 1 to 2592 code for a protein of 863 amino acids. The record is from RefSeq and is a predicted model, not a curated record. NCBI's taxonomy places the organism in Eukaryota, Metazoa, Arthropoda, Insecta, Hymenoptera, Halictidae.
AUGCCUCCUGCUUCCGAUGGACCAUUGCCGGAACCGAAGGAUCAUCGAGUGGCGCUGAUCGAAGACUCCGGGGGAAUACUUUUGCGAAUCGCAUUGGACGGAUGCAAGUCUCGCGAGGUGGAGGUCAGACUAUUAGUCGGCAUAGGGUUGUCAUCUUGGCCCAGCUCGGCCGACUAUCCUGAAAGAGUCCCUCUUUAUCACUGCGAUGCUCUUUUUCAUUACACCGUGGCGCACAGCGGUAUGUACGCCAUGGCUGUUGGACCAUAUCCUGGUGCACGUUGCGAAGACCGAGCAACUCUCUGGGGCAUACGUGUUCCGGCGGCCGAGAAAAUUAUGAGCCAACAUUACGCUGCGGACAGUGUACCCGGCCUGACGGAGUCUGUGCUCAUCGAAAUCUUGCACCAGCUGCGCGAAGGACAUGCUUUGAAUCCGCUGAUCAAGUCGAAGGCAUCACGGAAGAGGGAUCCUUCGUCGCAGGAUCGGCUCCGAGUGGUUUCGCGGCACAUUCUGAGGACGAUGUAUCGCUGGUCGCUAGAAAGAGCAGGGCCAGAUCCAUUGACGUGUUGGGCGCCCGAUACCCUCUCGCGUCAUGUUCUGUUAGUGCUGGACGAGUUAGUCACCGCUUUGAAAUGCCAGAACCUGAGAUGUUACUUUCUGCCGCGGUGCAACGUGAUGCUGCAGUGCGCGAGAGGUGGAAUAGUACAUCACGAGGACUUUUAUAUCUCCGACUGCCGGUUGCUGGAAUCCUAUAUGGAGACGCUGCAUCACCGUUCUUUUUCCAUGACUCCGGCUGCGCCCAGACCUCUGGAUGUUAUGGAGAGCGAGCUCAUUGUCAGAUGGCGAGACAUCGUAUUCGCGUUGCCCAGGGGCACCGCGGACGCGGAUUAUGGGUACAACCCGAGACAAUUGGAAUAUCUGAGUCUGAUCGUGGAGCAAGUGCUCCGAGCUAAGGACGCUUCGGCGCAGGAUCGCUUGGAUAAUUCUUCUUACCGGAACUUCCCGGAGUUUUCUUAUCACACGACCGAACAAGUGCAGAAGCUCGUGUUCUUGUUGAAGUUGGUCUUGACGCAGGCAAAGGAUCAGAUUCACGCGUCGACGAAUCGAGGCACGAGGGCAGACGAACAUCGUCGGAACUUGAAAAAAAGGAAGCAUUAUAACACCACCAGCCAAUUUGAUUAUUCCGUGGAACUUUUGAUCGACGUCGUUAGGAGGGAUAGAGAGACAGCUAGCAUGGAUCUGGAUUCUCCUACAAUAAUGGCUAAAAUACUGUUACAAUGGCUAUAUUUCGGAAUGGAUUAUGAUACAAAGUAUCUGGAACCGGUGUUGCGCCCCUACCUGAGCAAUCUCUUCUACAACCUCCACGAGAAUGGCUGGUACACAGCCUGUUGGCGAAACAAGCAAGAGAUUUACGCCACCGAGAUGCAAUCUUUGUCCGCGUUCUGUAGAUCCGUGGUAACACAAGAAAUAUCACCAGCUAUUGGAAUCGUAGAUUUCCUGUCGAAGGGUUGGCGCUGGGCGGAAAGUAUGACAAAGAUGAUCGAACGUUCCGGGAAUACUUUGAGGUUGAUCUUCCUCUUCGGGGACAAGGUAUUCGGGUACAAUCUGACAUUCACCGAGAACAAGGCACUCAGUGCGUUCUCCACGUGGAGCAAGGCGCGAAACGUUAGCAUGAUCGCGAGGAGAAGAAGGAUGAAUUUGAGAGCCGGCGAAAUACUCGAUUCCCUGUCGGAAUCGCGCGGCAACGGCGGCUCCACCUGCGAAAAUAAAGGUGUUGCAGGUCACACGGAAUUGAGGAACGUCAGCCCUUUAACGUAUGUCGCGUCGUUGAGCAGACCGCGGGCUCGACAUCGCGGACCCGGUGAUCUAGUCUCGGCUAUGGUCUCCAUCGGCAAGUUCAGGAUACUACAGGAGGUUGCAGCCGUUUUGCCGCGAGAUGAGCGACUCGCCAUGUUGGAUAUGGUGCAACGAGUCGCCAGAGAAUGGUCCCGUAGCUCGCGGAAGACUAGUCGCCUGGAUACAUCGGAUUCACCGAGACAAAUCUACAGACCCAGACCCGAAUCGGAUCUCGUGGAUUCAUCGCCGCGAUUAUCGCCGGGUAUUCUGGAACGACGCAUCAUCAUGGAGCAUCAGAAACAACUGGAACGGGAGAUGCAGGAAAUGCACGACACUCUGAGACGUAAUGCGCUGUCGAGACGGCGUACUUCCGUUUGGGGUGAUUCAAACUCCGUGUCUUCGUGGAGCUCUUCGAUCGAUUCGUUCGCGGGGACAAUAACUCUUAGGAAAUACCGUACGCCGAUAUGGGAUGCGAUCAAAGGAAGCUCGCCGGCACGGGCUGAUCCUCCCUGCCGGGAUCGUGAUAUCGCGGGGAAUACAUUCGACGAGAUGAUCAGUCGGGAGGAGUCGCCGACCUGGAGCACGCUGGACGCUCGACGGAACCUCGAGGACCCGAAGAAUGGAGACGAAUUGCCAUCUUGGGACGCGCUCGAGGCGACGUUGAAUAGAAGGCUGUGUAAUUACGGAAACGCCCUGACGGAAUCCACGAAGAUGGACAAAAGUAUUGAGAGAAGCUGCGCUUCAACGCCCCGAGAAUGA